AUGACUUGGAAUCCGGACCAUGACAAGCUUUACGAGGAUGCGCUAAAAGAGUUCCCGGAAGAGGAUGACAAUCGCUGGGAAAAGAUUGCCAGUCGGGUGCCGGGGAAGUCUCCGCAUGAUAUCAAGGCUCAUUUCGAGGAUUUAUUCGUGGAUUCUUUACUCCUUGAUGUUCCUUAUAAUGAAGCGAAUGCGGACCCGAUCGAUGAUCCGAUUGACAACGAGAUUUCUUCAGGCAAAAUGGAGACUUCGGUUCAAUCCGAUGACUCUAGUGAGCUUUCUUCCGAAGAAGAAUAUAGAAAUUGGAGCGCCAUGUCAAGAAACUAUUACAAGCGUCUCGACAUUACUGAUCAACCUCCGCUCACCAGUGUUCCUAGCCAUGGUGGCUCCAACAAGAUGGCCUCCGUCGAUGGUGGUGCAAUGGAUCCCCUGCCUUCCGAUUUUCCCAGGCAAGGAGGCAAUGACCCAACAGACACCGUCAAUGGUGGUGCAAUGGAGCCACCGCCUACCAAUCUUCACAGUCAAGGAGGCAGGCCCAAAAGACGCCGCACUAGUGAUCCAAUGAAGCCCCGGCCUACAGAUUCUCCCAGUCAAGGAGGCCAACAAAAUUUCUGA
Molecule: messenger RNA, 612 nt
Organism: Fraxinus pennsylvanica
Lineage: Eukaryota; Viridiplantae; Streptophyta; Magnoliopsida; Lamiales; Oleaceae
Source: the annotation of a GenBank genome assembly